UCAGGUGCUCAUUCUCGCUCAAGACUCUGGCGACCUUUCUUGUAUCUCCUAUCACCUUCUUUACAAGCUGCGGACUGCAGUCGGCUCAAUCUGUAGGAUGGCUACAUUCAAUAGGAACAACUCUGCCGUCAAGAGGAUUAUGCAGGAAGCCCGUGAGCUAGCCAACGAUCCCUCUACCGACUACUCCGCCGCCCCGCUCGAGGACGACAUCUUCGAAUGGCACUGCACGCUGCGCGGGCCGCCGGGGACCGAGUUCGAAGGCGGGCUAUACCACUUCCGCAUCCUUCUCCCGCCCGAGUACCCCUUCCGCCCGCCGUCAAUCAUGAUGCUCACCCCGAGCGGGCGGUUCGAGCUGAACACGAAGAUCUGCAUAAGCUUUACGAAUUAUCAUGAGGAGUUAUGGCAGCCUGCUUGGGGAGUGAGAACAGCUAUUGUCGGACUGCAGGGUUUCUUUCCGCUCAAAGGUCAGGCCGCAGUUGGUGUAGGCUCGUUGGAAUAUCCCCCAGCAGAACGCAAGCGCUUGGCAGCACUGUCGCGAGCCUGGGUGUGCCCCAGGUGCAACCGGUCCAACUUGGAGUCGUUGCCGGACCCGCCCGCUGCGGACUGCGCAGUGUCUAAUAACACGGACAAUAACACGAAUGAUGAACCUUGCCCAGUACCGCCGGCUGCGUCCCAAGUGGGCCCGGUGGCCCAGGAAGGUCCCACGUCGUCGACCCCCUCCCCCUCAAUACCACAGACACCCCAAGCGACGGGGAUUUCUCUAUCUACGGACAGUACAGUGUGCUCGAGGACGUCGCAGAGCGAGUCGUCGUCAGCCGAGUCGGCGAGGUCGUCAGGAUCGACGUCGGCGGGGCUAUCGGGGGCUGAUAUCCGUGACUCAACGCGGACUGGUCAGCGCAGCAGUGCCCCCAGACCACCGCUGGUUCUCGAUACCGCGAUAUGCGUGCUGCUGAUUCUAGUCUUUGCGCUAAUUUGUAGGAGGGUUUUCUAGAUUGCGCGUCAGGGGAGCUGGAUAGUUGACAUUGUGUAGUAGAUAGCCGUGCUAGUCUGUUAGAUAGCGCUGUAUGUAUGAGAUAUAGAGCGGGUCACGGGACGCACGAGUGAAUUGGCGG
Gloeophyllum trabeum ATCC 11539 is the source of this 1112-nucleotide messenger RNA. RefSeq names its product UBC-like protein. NCBI's taxonomy places the organism in Eukaryota, Fungi, Basidiomycota, Agaricomycetes, Gloeophyllales, Gloeophyllaceae. The coding region runs from base 98 to 991 and encodes 297 amino acids. The transcript is spliced from 8 exons. The record is from RefSeq and is a predicted model, not a curated record.